AUGAGACCAUCAUUAAUAAGGUUAGUUAGACCUAGACGUCCAGAAAGACAAACUGAUCCUUUGUUACCUCCUUUAAAGCUUUACAGAUCCAUAUUGAGAGCUCAUAUUCAUAAAAUACCCGUUGAAAUCAGACCUUUAGGUGAUCAAUAUGUCAAGGCAGAGUUCAAAGCUCAUAAGAAUAUCGAUAAUCCUUUGCAUAUAGUAGGGUUUUUGACUCAAUGGCAAGAUUAUUUGAAGAACAUCGAUGGAGGUUCAUGGUUAAAAGGUAAAUUAUCACCUCAAGAUUUGGAAAAAAUGUCACCCGAACAAAUUGGUCAAUUAUAUGAAUUAAUGCAAGAGGCCAAAAAUGUAGGUAAAGAAGGAAAUUGA
This is a messenger RNA of Yamadazyma jaroonii, 369 nucleotides long. The record is from the annotation of a GenBank genome assembly. NCBI's taxonomy places the organism in Eukaryota, Fungi, Ascomycota, Pichiomycetes, Serinales, Debaryomycetaceae.